AAUGAUCUCAAUUGGCAAGUGAACUGAAAUUAAAGAGAUUAACAGGCUUUUUUAUUGUGCUUCAUCAAUAUUCUGUGUGCAGUUCAAUGCUCAUUUCUGUUGUGGUUUUGCUGCAACAAAAGCCGGCACCCAAGGGGGCAAGUGAAUUAUUGCCCUAUUAUUGCUUUAUUUGUGUUUGAAAAAACACUUGCAAUGAGCUCAAUCGGACGGUGAACAUUGAAGUCAGAGUUUAUUGCAAUUCAAACUCUGCAUAUACAGCGCUGUUUUACUUUAAAAAUGCUUUGCUGAAAAUAGAAGUAUUGUAUAUCGUUUCAUGAAGUGUGGUGACCUGCAAGCAGAAGCACGUCUGGUGGAAAACACAGUUAUUGAGUGUUUAAUUGUUGGAGGAACAGCAACAUCUCCAACAUGGUUCAGAGGGUGGCAGUGAUCGGGGCGGGACCUUGUGGUCUGACCAGCUUGAAGGCUUGUCUGGAUGAGGGCUUGGUGCCAACCUGCUUCGAAAGCAGCGAUGACAUGGGUGGGCUGUGGAAGUUCAAGGAGGUCUCCGAGCCCAACAGGGCCAGCAUCUACCGCUCCCUCACCAUCAACGUCUCCAAAGAGAUGAUGUGCUACAGCGACUUCCCGAUCCCUGCUGAUUAUCCAAACUACAUGCACCACUCAAAAAUCCUAACGUACUUCAGGAUGUACGCUGAUCACUUCAAACUGCUGGAGCACAUUCGAUUCCAGACAUCUGUGAAGCGAGUCGUGCAAAGGCCAGAUUUUACUCGCACUGGACAGUGGGAAAUUGUGACCGAGAACAGAGAUGGACAAGAGGAAAGGCAUGUUUUUGAUGCAGUCAUCUGCUGCUCCGGUCACUACACCUAUCCAAACCUGCCACUCAAGGACUUCCCAGGAAUCGAGACAUUUGAAGGUAAAUACCUCCACAGUUGGGACUACAAGGGACCUGAGAACAUGCAUGGGAAACGUGUGGUGGUCAUCGGCAUUGGAAACUCAGGGAGCGAUAUCGCAGUGGAAACCAGCAAGGUUGCAGAACAGGUGUACCUGAGCACCCGGCGUGGCGCCUGGGUCAUCCGCCAGAUCUCUGACAACGGCCUGCCAGUGGACAUGAAGUACAACACCCGACUUGUGCACAUCUUGUUCCAGCUGUUUCCAAUGGCGUUCUUCAACUGGUUUGGUGAAAGGAAACUGAAUGCCAUGUACGACCACACCAUGUAUGCUCUCAAACCAAAGCACAGGCUCUUCAGUCAGAUCCCUGUGAUCAACGACGAUCUGCCAAUGAAGAUCCUGUCCGGGUCUGUCAUUGUCAAACCCAAUGUGAAAGAGAUCCGAGGCUCCACUGUGGUGUUUGACGAUGGCACCAUCGUGGAAAAGGUGGACACUUUGGUUUUUGCCACGGGCUACAACUAUGACUUCCCCUACCUGCCGAAAGAUGCCAUGUACAAGACUGGCCACCGAGUGGGUUUGUACAAGCACGUGUUCCCCCCAAACAUGGAGCAUCCCACUCUGGCCGUGGUUGGAUUCAUCCAUGGCCUUGGAGCCAUCAUGAUUCAGGCAGAGAUGCAAGCCCGCUGGGCCACGCGGGUCUUCAAAGGUCUGAAUAAGUUGCCCUCAAACAGCGCCAUGCUCCAGGCUGUUGAGCAAGACACCAAAGACAUUGAGAAUCACUAUAUCGUGUCAAAGCUGAGCCCCUUGCACGUGGACUUUGUUUCCUACAUGGAUGAGCUUGCUGGAGAGAUCGGUGCAUGUCCCAGCCUCCUUUGGCUCCUCUUCACCGACUACCAGCUGUUCAAGAGAGUUCUGUGGGGACCCGUAACAGCAUACCAAUACCGCUUGAUGGGACCUGGGAAAUGGGACGGCGCCCGCAGAGCCAUCUUCACCCAGUUUGACCGCAUGUACCACCCACUGAAGACAAGAAAGGUGGAAAAUGACCGGCCAUCCUUGACUGGGCGUCUGUUCAAGCUGAGUCUGACUGCCAUGGUUGGAGGUGUGGGUUUCUACUGUCUUCAUCUUAAGAACCCGACUAUUCUCUCCAUCAUCAUGUCCAACCUCCGUGCACUGGCUCCCUCGGAUUAUCUCAGUCGUGUGUAGUAAACUGCAUUAACUUUCUUUUCAGCUGUCAAGAACUUGGGCAACUAUAACCUCUAUGGUUUACAUAACAUAUAUUCGAAUUGCAAAGACAAAUAUUUCAAAUGUGAAAUAGGACCUGUGACUCCAUGUUGUUCCAGAAUGUCUCAAUAAAUAAACU
Molecule: messenger RNA, 2245 nt
Organism: Synchiropus splendidus (mandarinfish)
Lineage: Eukaryota; Metazoa; Chordata; Actinopteri; Syngnathiformes; Callionymidae
Product: flavin-containing monooxygenase 5-like
Exons: 11
Coding region: 406-2088 (560 amino acids)
Molecular function (GO): N,N-dimethylaniline monooxygenase activity; NADP binding; flavin adenine dinucleotide binding
Source: RefSeq, a predicted model, not a curated record